AUGAACACGCACGAUUCAGAUGUGCACACCAUCUCUCCGGAGCUGCCAGCGAUGUUUGAUGGCAUGAAGUUGGCGGCGGUGGCGACGGUCCUCUAUGUCAUUGUACGUUGCCUAAAUCUCAAGAGCCCCACUGCGCCCCCAGACCUGACCUAUCAAGAUACACCCCUCAACCACUUCUUGCUCAAGUCCUGUUCUCAGCUGACCAAAGAGUAUAUUCCUCCAUUGCUGUGGGGCAAGAGUGGUCACCUCCAAACAGCCUUAUAUGGGAAACUUGGUCGGGUGAGCUCACCUCAUCCCAGUGGGAUCAGGAAGUACUUGCCCAUGCAGGAUGGGGCCACUGCAACCUUUGACCUUUUUGAACCAGUAGGGGACCAUCGAACAAGAGAUGACAUCACCAUGGUGAUAUGCCCUGGUAUCGGUAACCACAGUGAGAAGCAUUAUAUCCGAACUUUUGUGGAUUACGCCCAGAAGGACGGUUACCGUUGCGCUGUGUUGAACCACCUCGGAGCUCUACCCAACAUUGAGCUCACUUCGCCCCGCAUGUUUACUUAUGGCUGCACAUGGGAGUUCGCUGCCAUGGUUGGGUACAUUAAGCGGGCAUAUCCUCAGACCCAUUUGAUAGUGGUGGGCUUCAGUCUGGGUGGAAACAUCGUUUGCAAGUUCCUGGGUGAGAACAUGUCCAACCAGGAACGAGUGCUUUGCUGUGUCAGCGUCUGUCAAGGUUACAGUGCUCUUCGGGCCCAGGAAACAUUCCUACAGUGGGAUCAGUUCAGGCGCUUUUAUAAUUUUCUCAUGGCUGACAACAUGAAGAAAAUAAUCCUUUCACACAGGCACAGUCUAUUUGGAGGAAACUCAGUUAAGAUGAUAGAAGGAGAUCUUGGUCGGCUAUACACUGCAACAUCGCUCAUGCAGAUCGACGACAACAUCAUGAGGAAAUUCCAUGGCCACAGCUCUCUCAAAGAGUAUUAUGAGAAAGAAAGUUGUGUACAUUAUAUUCACAAUGUAAAUGUACCGCUGCUGCUCGUGAAUGCUGCAGAUGAUCCUCUGGUCCAUGACUCACUCCUCAAAAUACCCCGCACGCUAGCAGGUAAGUAA
Messenger RNA from Nerophis lumbriciformis (worm pipefish), 1095 nucleotides. NCBI's taxonomy places the organism in Eukaryota, Metazoa, Chordata, Actinopteri, Syngnathiformes, Syngnathidae. The record is from RefSeq and is a predicted model, not a curated record.